Molecule: messenger RNA, 1323 nt
Organism: Phodopus roborovskii (desert hamster)
Lineage: Eukaryota; Metazoa; Chordata; Mammalia; Rodentia; Cricetidae
Product: alcohol dehydrogenase 1
Exons: 9
Coding region: 60-1187 (375 amino acids)
Biological process (GO): retinoic acid metabolic process; retinol metabolic process
Cellular component (GO): cytosol
Molecular function (GO): all-trans-retinol dehydrogenase (NAD+) activity; zinc ion binding
Source: RefSeq, a predicted model, not a curated record
AGGAGGGAAGAAGCCUACAAGGACCCAUUAAUCUACAGAUAGCAGCAAGGACAGACAGCAUGAGCACAGCUGGAAAAGUAAUCAAGUGCAAAGCAGCUGUGCUAUGGGAAACUCACAAGCCCUUCUCCAUCGAGGACAUAGAAGUUGCACCUCCCAAGGCCCAUGAAGUUCGCAUUAAGAUGGUGGCCACCGGGGUCUGCCGAUCAGACGAUCAUGUGAUUAGUGGAAACUUUGUCACACCUCUUCCUGCAGUUUUAGGCCACGAGGGAGCCGGUAUUGUGGAGAGCGUCGGAGAAGGGGUGACUUCUGUGAAACCAGGUGAUAAAGUCAUCCCACUCUUCUCUCCCCAGUGCGGGAAAUGCAGGGUUUGCAAGCACCCGGAAAGCAACUUGUGUGCAAAAAGCGAUUUGGUACAGCUAAGGGGGACCAUGCUGGACGGCACCACCAGGUUCACCUGCAGAGGAAAGCCAAUCCACAACUUCGUUAGUACCAGCACGUUCUCGCAGUACACUGUGGUAGAUGAGAUAGCAGUAGCUAAAAUCGACGGAGCUUCACCACUCGAGAAAGUCUGCCUCAUCGGCUGUGGGUUCUCAACCGGCUAUGGCUCUGCUGUCAAAGUCGCCAAGGUGACCCCAGGAUCCAGCUGUGCUGUGUUUGGCCUUGGAGGUGUCGGUCUGUCUGUCAUCAUUGGCUGUAAAACAGCUGGAGCAGCCAGGAUCAUUGCUGUGGACAUCAACAAAGACAAGUUUGCAAAGGCCAAAGAAUUGGGUGCAACUGAGUGCAUCAACCCUCUAGACUACAACAAACCCAUUGAGGAGGUGCUCCAGGAAAUGACCGAUGGAGGGGUGGACUUUUCCUUUGAAGUAAUUGGUCGGCUUGACACCAUGAAUUCUUCCCUGUUAAGCUGCCAUGCAGCAUGUGGUAUAAAUGUCAUUGUGGGGGUACCUCCUAAUGCCCAAAACCUCUCGGUGAACCCCAUGUUGCUGUUGCUGGGUCGCACCUGGAAAGGAGCAAUAUUUGGUGGGUAUAAGAGUAAAGAUGCCGUCCCCAAACUUGUGGCUGACUUUAUGGCUAAGAAGUUUCCACUGGAACCAUUAAUCACCCAUGUUUUACCUUUUGAAAAAAUAAAUGAAGCAUUCGAUCUGCUUCGUGCAGGAAAGAGUAUCCGCACUGUCCUGACAUUCUGAGACCAUAGUGACGCCUUCCUACUGCUGACACCUCCACUCCACUGAAUCACAGCACCAGUCACAUCACAGCGUUGAUUUUGUUCCUCAGAGAAACUAACAAUAAAGUACUCAUGCAAGCAUUCCACGUGAAACUGGA